CCCUGGCCAGUGCCAAUGAUUCACUGUGUCAACAUUUAGAAUCUAGUUAAAGAUCAAUAGCCGAGCUUGUGGGGAAAUGCCACCAUUUUAGCAGACACCCACAGAAAACGAAAAGUCUAGCUGAUCCCAGUUCCCUCCCUUCAACUUCUACCUGGAGCGCAGGAAUGUCACAGUCUGACGGUUGGCUCCUCACAGUACUUCUGGUCUCUGUCUGUUCCCUGUUUGAAUCAAAAGUGUUUCUGGAGCAGAGGCGUGCAGUGCAGCUGCUCCGAGGGCCCCGGCGGCCCAGGGCCAACUUCUUCCUUGAGGAGAUGAUGCCCGGCAACCUGGAGCGGGAGUGCUACGAGGAGACCUGUUCCCAGGAGGAGGCUGCUGAGAUCUUCCAGACCAAGGAGAAGACGAUGGAGUUUUGGUAUAGGUAUAAGAAUCUGAAUCCUUGCCACUACAACCCAUGUAAGAAUGGAGGAAUCUGCACCAUCGAUCGGGAUGGAUACCUCUGCCUGUGUCCCCCACGCUACGAUGGGAAAACCUGUGCAAUAGAGGUGUUUGAGUGCCAGUUUAAGAACGGCGGCUGUCUGCAUUACUGCACCAACCAGGAGCGCACCACAGGGGUCCAGUGCAGCUGUGCAGAGGGCUACCAGUUAGAUGAGGACGGCAAGACCUGCUCUGAAGCAGUGGCGUUCCCUUGUGGGAAGAAGCAGAGUGAGGCUUCCCUGCAUCGCUCUCUGCUGGACGAGUCCGAGGCCUUGACCCUCUGCAACUCUGACGGGAACCUCAACGUCUCCUUGGAGGGAGAAGGGAACUCAACUUCCACCCUGUGUGGGAUUAACUCAACCCAGCCAGGGGGGAACAGCACUGAACACAUGGAGGGUGUUAAUGACAACCGGAUAGUGGGAGGGCAGCUGGAGAGGCAGGGAGGAAGUCCAUGGCAGGUCAUGCUCUGGAGGGAGGAUGGGUAUGGCUUCUGUGGGGGAACUCUGAUCAGGCCGCGGUGGGUGGUCAGUGCCGCACACUGCAUGCAGGAAACCCCUGACCAUGUGACUAUCGGGGACUAUGACAAGCGGCGUCCCGACCCAGACGAGCAGAAGAUCAAAGUGGCGAAGGUCGUCGUCCACCCUCACUUCCACGACUACACCUUCGAUAGCGACAUUGCUCUUGUCUACCUCUCUGCCCCCGUGGUGCUGAGCCCCGUGGCGGUGCCCGCCUGCCUUCCCAAUGGUCAGCUGGCCCUCCACCUCCAGCGGGAGGACGUGAGGGGCAUGGUCACAGGCUGGGGCGCCACACAGUACCUGGGGCGCUCCUCGCGCUUCCUGAGGAAAGUCGCUCUGCCCGUGGUCGACCAGCAGAAGUGCAUCCGCUCCACGGAGCAGGUCAUCACGGACAACAUGUUCUGCGCCGGCUACCUGGAGGCCAGCUUGGACGCCUGCAGUGGGGACAGUGGGGGUCCCUUUGUGGUCAACUACCGCGGGACCUGGUUCCUCACAGGGGUGGUGAGCUGGGGGGAGAAGUGUGCCGCCAAGGGGAAGUAUGGCAUCUACACCCGGCUAGGGAACUACCUGCCCUGGAUACAAGAUACUAUAGAAAAGGCAGGUGCAUAACAGUUCACAUACCUGAGGUGCAGCUCGGAGACGAUCUCAGUUCAUUCCCUACCCCUUGGCCCGCCCUUCGAUGAUUUGCAGCUUUGAUCAUCUGAAGGGUCUGGAUAAGGUGCAAGCAGUUUAGUGGUGGCGCUUUACCAUAUUGCUUACACACCUGCGGAGAACGAAGGGUUAGGGACAAGGAACAAAUUGGGAGUGGCUGAUAAUGAAUUCCAAGUCAAACCCUAGCCCCUAAACAAUUUAUGUAGAUUGGAUCUGAUAGGCAUUAGCUUUUAAUUGCCCUCUGAGGAGGAAUUUAAACCAUAUAGGGUACAACUGUCCAAUCCUUUUUAGCGCUAUGGAAUAUGAGUUGCACCAGAGGGUCAGUUCCGAGGAUACACUGCAACAGAGCGUUCAGAUAACUGCAUUUUAAGUCAUGAUGUAUAAAUUGGAUAUCAUGUCAGAACAUUGCGGAUAGAAAUGCAAUGAAUAGAGCUUCAACCAGUUAGUUACCUUAUUUCAUUUUAUUGUGAAUAACAUAUUACAAGUUACCAAAGAUUUGACCACAUACAAACUGUGCAUAUUGUUAAUCAGGUACGAUUUUGUUCCCAGAGCACUUUCAGUUUCCCUGCCCCAUUAAAAACAAUGUACCCCAAAGUUUUAGGACUCUUAUGAAAUUUUAUUUAAACUUAACAGUACACGUGUUGCAAUAAGUAGUUUGAAUUAUUUCACUCAAAUCAAUGCGUCGUCCUGUUAAGACAUCAACAGUAGUGAAAUGAUAUAGUUCAAGGCCAUAGGUAACCUUUCUCAAAUAAAGAAGAGAAAUCAA
Molecule: messenger RNA, 2406 nt
Organism: Salvelinus sp. IW2-2015
Lineage: Eukaryota; Metazoa; Chordata; Actinopteri; Salmoniformes; Salmonidae
Product: coagulation factor IX
Biological process (GO): blood coagulation; proteolysis
Cellular component (GO): extracellular region
Molecular function (GO): calcium ion binding; serine-type endopeptidase activity
Source: RefSeq, a predicted model, not a curated record